AUGGCGGAACACAAACCUUACAUGGUCAUCUUCAAGGAUGGCUGCCCGCCGUCUGCUAUCGAGGAGCAGAAGGCCAAAGUGCAACAGGCUGGAGGCACGAUCAAGCAGACGUUUGACUCGAGCAUCAUGAAGGGCUUCGCUGCUACGCUCCCCGACAGCUUUGCUCAGGAGCUUACCACGGCUAGCGUCGGUGGCAAGCACGAACACAUCGAGUACGUCGAGCCCGACAGCGAGGUCAAGACUCUUUAG
Sporisorium graminicola is the source of this 249-nucleotide messenger RNA. RefSeq lists its product as uncharacterized. Gene Ontology annotation, biological process: vacuole fusion, non-autophagic. The record is from RefSeq and is a predicted model, not a curated record. The transcript is spliced from 3 exons. Gene Ontology annotation, molecular function: endopeptidase inhibitor activity. Lineage: Eukaryota; Fungi; Basidiomycota; Ustilaginomycetes; Ustilaginales; Ustilaginaceae. Bases 1 to 249 code for a protein of 82 amino acids.